Molecule: messenger RNA, 1635 nt
Organism: Cynara cardunculus var. scolymus (artichoke)
Lineage: Eukaryota; Viridiplantae; Streptophyta; Magnoliopsida; Asterales; Asteraceae
Product: R3H domain-containing protein 2
Exons: 4
Coding region: 387-1448 (353 amino acids)
Molecular function (GO): nucleic acid binding
Source: RefSeq, a predicted model, not a curated record
CCCACAAUAACCUCGAUUGGGCUACCGCGUUGACGAAAGAUUUCACAUUGAAUCUAACCCUAUUCUCCAAAAUGGCAAAAAAUAUCUAAACCCAUUUGCAAUCACCGAGUAUUACUCUCUUUUUCUCUCUCUUCGCCUCAAGAUAAGAGGAAGAGCGAUCCAUCAAAACGACUCUCUUUCUGCACAACCCAAAAAGUUUCUUCUUCCUAAACCUUCUCCCUUUGGGGAUAUAGGAAAGAGGAGAAGAUUCUUUGGUUCUCCAAUCUGGGUUUGGAGAACACUUUAUCAGAUACAAUAUCAAUAUCUAUGUAUGGUUUUAGGUUAGGGAUUUGAUUGAUUGGUUAACCUUUUUUUGGGAGGAGAAAAUAAAGACAAAAAAAGAUACGAUGGAGCAACAUAAUUCAGUACCGUCAGUAACCACCACCACGACGGCGGAACCUUCUAUGGCGGUGGAUCCUUUUUUGGUUGAGGCUCUCCAGAAUCCUCGUCAUCGUCUUACCAUUCUUCGAAUGGAGCUUGAUAUUCAGAAGUUCAUCCAGAACUUUGAACAGCUUCAGUUCGAGUUUCAACAUUUUCCUACUUCCUAUCUUCGUCUUGCGGCCCACCGUGUUGCACAACACUAUGGUCUUCAGACCAUGGUUCUUGAUAACUUUUCGGAUGGUCAGGGGACUAGGAUUUUGGUGAGGAAAGUAGCUGAAAGUAAAUACCCUGCUGUCUGUCUAUCCGAUGUACCAGCCAAACUGUCAGAAAAUGAGAAACAUGAGCAUGUUAAGAUCGUUCUAAAACCUAGGCCAAAAUCAUCUUCAGAUGGAACAAAUGAACAGGGAACAAAAUCUAAUUCGAUCCGCUCAGUUGAGGAAAGAAAGGAGGAGUAUGAUAAGGCACGAGCUCGUAUAUUCAGCUCUCCUAGUAGUCCUCAGUCAGAUGGUACACCAUUAAGGACCUCAUCAGAUGGAAAGAACUUGUGUUUCAGCGGAGAUGAAUAUGAAGGUUUCAGAAACUCUACCAUUGACUUGGAGAGAAAUUUCAGCAGAGAUGGAAAUACUUCUCGUGUAGCCAUUCUUAGGGACAGGGAGAAGGAUCUGACUGAUCCAGAUUAUGACCGCAGUUAUGAAAGGUACGUGAGGAACCUUCCGGUGAGUCAAGGGUUUAACUUGUUGCCUUUGAGUUUGCCUAAGUUCCAACCUCCAUGUGUCCAGUAUGAUCCUUUGGUACCUCAUCUGGGACAAGUACCAGCCACUCAAGCAUCUCUUGGCUACCGGAACUCGACCAUGAAUCCAUAUCCUGUUGUUGGAUUGAAUCACAUAUCGAGGGAUGCUGUCUAUAUGCAAUGGCCGUCUCAUUCCAUGAUGUAUGCACACUCAUAUGAUCAGUUUAGACAUGCUGUUUUCCAGCAGGCACCAUUCUGUCAGCAGCCCCUCAGUUUUGAUUACUCACAAAACCAUUAGGGUCGUUGGGGUCAGGUCGGGUCUACAAAUUGAACUGGGGAUGUACGCCGAUUUUGUUACCUGUUACUGUUAGGAAUUGAUUGAUCUUGUUAUUCAUUGGAAACCUGUAAUACUUUCUGUGUCUUUGGUUGAUUCAACUUUCAAAUACUAGCACCAACAAGUAUUCAAUCAUUGUUCCUAUCUUUCU